Phalaenopsis equestris is the source of this 1525-nucleotide messenger RNA. RefSeq names its product U-box domain-containing protein 17-like. The record is from RefSeq and is a predicted model, not a curated record. The transcript has a single exon. The annotation marks the transcript as partial. Gene Ontology annotation, biological process: protein ubiquitination. Gene Ontology annotation, cellular component: cytoplasm; nucleus. Gene Ontology annotation, molecular function: ubiquitin-protein transferase activity; protein binding. Lineage: Eukaryota; Viridiplantae; Streptophyta; Magnoliopsida; Asparagales; Orchidaceae.
UUUCGACUAUUUGAAUCCCUAGAGGAAGAAAAAAAGAUAAAUCCUUCUUUUCUGAGAGUUGGAGAUUCCUCCAUCACAAUUCCCAAGGAUUUUUGCUGCCCAAUUUCUCUGGAUCUUAUGAGAGACCCUGUGAUUACCUCCUCCGGCCAGACUUAUGAUCGUGCCUCCAUCACGCAAUGGAUUGACGAAGGCCACUGCACUUGCCCUAACUCAGGCCAAAUGCUCGCUCACACUCAUCUUAUGCCAAAUCGAGCUUUCAGAAACCUAAUCGCUCAGUGGUGCGUAGCUCACGGAAUCCCCUAUGAUCCCCCCGAUGGCUACGACGCAUCUGCUGAAAUUGCUUCUACUGCUUCAUCCUCCUUCGCCGCCUCCUUCGCCAACCGAAAAACAGCUGAGAUUUUGUUGGGAAAUCUUACGAUUGGUUCUGAAUCAGAGAAGACAGUUGCAGCUCUCGAGAUACGCUUGUUGGCCAAAACAGGGAAGGAGAACCGAGCUUGCAUUGCAGAGUUGGGUGCCAUUCCCUUACUUGAGAAGCUUCUCAACUCACCAAAUCCCAGCACACAGGAAAACUCAGUGACCGCCAUACUCAACCUCUCCAUACUCGAAAACAAUAAGAUGAGAAUCAUGGAACUGAACGACUGUCUUACUUCGAUCGUCUCAGUUUUGGUCAACGGAUUGACUACUGAAGCAAGAGAGAACGCUGCUGCUACUCUCUUCAGCCUUUCCGCUGUUCAUGCCUACAAAAAGAGAAUCGCUGAUGAGUGUGGCGCCAUUGAAGCCUUGGCACUGUUGCUGAAGGAAGGAACGCCAAGAGGGAAGAAGGAUGCUGUGACUGCUCUCUUCAAUCUCUCCACACAUCCCGAUUGCUCCUCAAGAAUGGUGGAAUCUGGAGCAGUAUCAGCACUGGUAGAAGCUCUGAUGACCGAAGGAGUCGCAGAGGAGGCUGCAGGAGCCAUUGCUCUGCUAGUCAGGCAACAAACUGUGGCAGACAUAGUUGGGAAGGACGACGCCACAGCCUCCAGCCUUGUCAAUUUGAUCAGGAGGGGCAGUGCGAAGGGGAAGGAGAACGCAGUUGCAGCUUUGCAUGAGCUUUGCAGGAAUGGUGGGAUUGCUUUGACACAGAAAGUGGCACGGACUCCGGCAUUGGGUGGUCUCAUACAGACCAUAUUGUUCACUGGUACAAGGCGGGCGAGGAGGAAGGCGGCCUCGCUUGUCAAGUUGUGCCAGAGAAGCGAGAUAGCGGCGGCGACGGCGGUGCAGUUUGGCGGUGGAUGGGAGUACACUGCGAGAAACAGCUCCAUGAGAAGGAAUUCGAGCUUUGUUACAGGUGAUGUAUCAGUUUCAGUUUCACUGGGAAUAUCGGUGCCUGUUCUGUAGAUUGUAUGGGAGAGAGCUGAGGGGUGGAUUCUUUCAUUCAUGCUUGGGUGAAGGUAAAUUGUAUGACAGGGGCUCCAUACCUGUAAAUCUCAUUUGCUGUAAUUAUACUCUUUUGAAAGAUUACCUGCUUGAUAAUACAAUAUUGAUC